Messenger RNA from Hymenoscyphus albidus, 3286 nucleotides. The record is from the annotation of a GenBank genome assembly. NCBI's taxonomy places the organism in Eukaryota, Fungi, Ascomycota, Leotiomycetes, Helotiales, Helotiaceae.
AUGGGUCUCUUGAGCUUUCUUCUCAUUUAUGUCCUUGGAGGCAUUACUUUACCCCCACUGCUUCUGUUUACAGUGCUCAUUCACAGCUAUUUUGCUCUUCCAACCGUUCAUCACACCAGCAUUCCUGUCACCAAUUCGGAGUCCAUCACCCGCCCCGGGGACGAUAUCGAUGCGAUAAAAAAUGCGCAAGAAAGCCUCGAUAAAAAAUGGUUGCCUCGAGAUGGCCACGAUUCCGAUGUUGCAGCAGGCUACUUUGCGGUCUGCCGAGAGUACAUUCCUGGAGGUGCUGGAGGUAAACCACCAGAGCGAUCCACACCAGUAGGCUCGACAGCAGUGAUUGCGCCGAGCCCUAGUGUUUACCAGAGCAUCUACCGCAGCGUUUUCGAACGGAAGCAAAAUAAUAGCCCGUUGGAUAAGAAGGGUAAUGGUCGGCCCCCGAAUAGAAGCGGCAAUGUAUUUUACGUCGUUCUACGGUACUUAGUCUCACAAUGACACUUGGACUGGGAAUAACACGCAGACCCAAAGCUAAUGACAUUCAGGCACGGCCACCUCAUUCUAUUUGACGACGAUGACCAAAUUGAAGUCCGGCAUGUGGUUUCACUAGCUCACCAUAAUGUGAGUAUUUACUCAGGUGGAGACGAAACACCGGAGGGGGAGCUUUUUAUUAAACGAAACGCCCUGUGCCUUUCUCGCAAAGUAGAUGCAGGGGAACUUACGCCCGAUGGCAAGGCUUCUAAACCGUUCUUUCUGUUUUCCGAAAACUGCUCAGAGAAAGAGGACUUUUACUUUGCGAUGCUCAGAAAUCAAGAGCGACGGCCGGACGCCUUGAACAACCCGCCAAAACCAUUACAACACGACGUGAAGGAUAUAAUUAAGUUGGUUCAAAGACUGCAUUCCUCCGAGGAUCAACUACAAACAGGAUGGCUCAACGCCAUUGUCGGCAGAAUAUUUUUGGCUCUGUACAGAACUUCGGAAGUCGAGGAUUAUAUAAGAGCCAAAAUUACCAAGAAGAUAUCGCGAGUCAAAACGCCCUCAUUCCUAUCUCAGAUUGCUUUGCGAAAUAUAAAUCUCGGGGAGGCCGCACCUGUGUUGAUCAACCCCCGUUUAAAAGAGCUUACGGUCGACGGAGAAUUGAUAGUUGAGGCGGAUUGUCGAUACUCAGGUAAUUUCAGAAUUGAGGUAGCGGCUGUCGCGCGAAUUGAACUCGGCUCUCGAUUUAAAGCCCGAGAAGUGAAUUUGCUUCUUGCGGUGAUGGUGAAAAGGGUGGAAGGCCAUGUCAUGCUGAGAAUCAAACCAUCACCUUCCAAUCGGUUUUGGGUAACAUUUGAAACGAUGCCGAAGAUUGAUAUGUCUGUGGAACCAAUUGUCAGUUCAAGACAGAUAACCUACACUUUGAUUUUGCGACAGAUUGAAAACCGGAUCAAGGAGGUUGUGGCUGAAAGUUUAGUCUAUCCUAACUGGGAUGAUUCACCGUUUUACAAUAGUGAAGGUAAAUUGUGGAGGGGUGGCAUAUGGGCCGAUGACAGAACGACCACACCUCAUGACCCCGAAAGCUUAGUAGCUCAGAAUGGUAAUGUGGAGGAAGUAGAAGUUCUGGAAACGACACAAAAUGAGCCUGUCAUGGCUUUACCACAAAUGGAAAAAAGCCUGAGCAUGCCACAUAUUGAUGCUUCCCCUACACCCACAAUUCAACAGCGGAAAGGCGCGAGGACAGCCAUAAGUCUCACCAAUAUAAAGGCCAAUAGCUCUUCAACUAGCGUCGAAACACAAGCUUCAACGCACGAGAAGCCGAGGGCUCUUCGAUCCGGUUCUUUUGUGGGCACCUCAUCACCAAUAGUUGGCACCGAUAGCGUAAAUGCAGAUGUGUUUAAACCCUCAUCUCCGCCCGAGAAAAAUCAUGCUGCUACUGCAGUGGCGGCCAUGUCGGCCCUCUCACAAGCAACUUCACCUGCCCAGGCACCAGUAGGCUCACCAUCACAAGCUUCACGGCUUGAAACGGUUGUUCACCCUUCGUCAGAAUCGCUUUAUCAACCCUCGGAGUCGGAAUCGCUACACUCGCUACACCAAAUGACCCCCCAACCCCCUGAAUCUAUAUCAGACGUCAGCGGCAGUACAUAUUCUCCUAGUUCAGCAAGCUCUAUGCGAUCAGAAGCCACUCAGGCCAGAUCCUUUGGGUCUUUCCCAUGGGAUCGUCGCCAUGAAGACUCGUCUGGGUCGUCUGCUAAAUCAGCCGAGACGAAACUACUUUCUCUUGCGGCCGUGACCAGUGCCGCUACUACAGCAAAAAAUUGGGGAUGGAGCGCUAUUCAAAGGAAGGGUGACAAUAAAUUGGACGGCACUAUGGAAGAGCCAGAAAAAGGAAGUCGUCCACUUGUUCUGGGUAGGGGACAACCUUUGCCGCCACCAGGAGUGCCGCUGCCGCAUCCCGAUAGAAAAUCAAAAACUGCACCGAUUCCCGUCCCUAAGCGCAAGGCAAUGCCACCGCCAGCGAUGUCUCAAAGGAAUCUGGGCAUCAAUCACCAAUCGAACGAAAGUACUUCUCAUACGCGGACCAGCCCUGUUCCACCGCCGCCUCUUCCAAAAAGGCGCGGCCGAGAGAAUCCAAAAGACUUGAAAGAUACAUCGGAUAGCUUGCUUGUUGUUACUGCGCCAAUCGGAGAUAUGGGGGACUCGGCACCAACAACUCCAAUAGCAGACAACACAGCUUCCUACAAGCAACCGUGGGUUGAAGAUGGCUUCGAAGAGGAUCAAGAACCUGCGGCAGCUGCCCGUGCUAGUACGGGACAAGCACCUCCUCAUUUACCCAGACGCAGAAAUCCACACAGAGUUAUUUCUAGUAGCCCUGAAGAGGACAGCCAUCAACUCCCUUCUUGGAUGGCAGCCCAGGAAGAGGAGGCCAGGGCGAAGAGCACUUUUGUUGGUGAGGAUGGGGGAGUAUAAAUGGGCGUUGGGGCGCAUCGAUUUCGGAAAGGAUUCGAUCAUUAUAGAGCUCCACAGGCGCAUGAAACCAGGAGUUUGGGAAUGUAUAGUAUCUGGUUAUCCUUCUCCAAAUUAUUUGGGCUGCGAGGGGUUUCAGGCGUUAGGGAAGUGAAUUGGUAUGAAUUGGUAUGAAUCGGUACUUAAUCAUUAUGGUAGAUAGAGCAAGUAUACUGGGUGGAGUUUCUGGAAAUUGAGCACACUGGAAUGGGAUGUUGCUUGGAUAACUGCUGGAUACCAGGAGUUCUGAAGCAAUACGUGUACUCGUAGAAACUCGGAAAAUGGAUAGGUGUGUCCACUUACAUGCUGG